AUGGCUUCCAUCCACGAGCCCAUAGGCUUCAAGUCCAUACUAAACAACGUCCACGAUGUGUGGCAGCAAGUUCGCAUACCUGUGAUUUUGUUCACAGCUUUUGGACUGCUAAUUCUACGAUUCUACCUCCAUUCUACGGAAGAGAAGAGCGAAUUGAAGGCCCUGCCCAAAGUCUACACCAGGGAGAAACCCGAGACGAAACCUGUGGAGGAAAAGAAGGAUGUAAAACCGAGCCCACCGAGCCCUACUGUCGAGCCGAAUGCGCCAAAGCCGAACGGACCUAAAAGGAUAAAGGGUGGAAUUGUCAAGCGAAACCCUUCCAGCGAGGCAAAGGGAGAUGCGCCAGUCCGCAAGGUCAGGCCUCUCGUCUUUUUCUCGAGCAUCACCGCAAACACGCCCAAGAUCGCAAAGGAGUACGCAGAGCGCCUCGGAAAUGGCCUACAGAAGAUAGCUGCAGGUACCGACUGCUCAUUCACUGCCCCCGAGUUGCUCGACCUUGCCGAGGUCGACUUUGAUGACUAUUUCAUCACCCCGCCCAAGUCGGAAGAGGAUCCCGCGGACCUCUUCUACCUAUUCCUGCUGCCAAGCUACAACAUCGACACGAUCAACGACACCUUCUUGGAGCACCUCCAAGAGACUCACCACGACUUCCGAAUCGAUACCGCCCCGUUGUCCUCGCUACUCGGGUACUCCGUCUUUGGAUUCGGCGACAGGGAGGGCUGGCCGACAGAGGAGGAUGGUUUCUGUUUCCAGGCCAAGGAGGUCGACAAGUGGAUGGCCAAGCUCACGGGCCGGAAGAGAGCAUUCCCCGUCGGCAUGGGCGACACUAAGAGGGACUACACUGAGCGGUUGUCUGAGUGGUCCGAGGGUGUCGUAGACGUUCUCGGUAUGCUGGCCAAGACUGGUAGCCUGGGAGAAGGGCUGCCCGGGAGCGGCGCCCCUGAAGAAAGCGACGACGAGUCUGCGGCAGAGGACGACGACGAGCUUUUGAUUGAGGAUUCUGAAGUGAAGCCCGAGAAGCUCAAGAGCCGCAAAAACAUUGAUGACGUCGAAGACCUGGGGCGCAUCAUGAAGAGCUCCAAUCCUGACGCAGCCAUGAAUGGUCCCGCAGCCAAAGCAACGGCGGCGGCGCCCAUUGCCGUAGACUUCACGACAUACGGCAAGACGGUCGCAAAGAAGGCGCCACUCAACGCCGCCAAGGAGAUGGUGCCCCAAAACUCGCCUACGUACGCCUCGCUCACGAAGCAGGGCUACUCCAUCGUCGGCUCGCACUCGGGCGUAAAGAUCUGCCGUUGGACAAAGUCCGCCCUCCGCGGCCGCGGCUCCUGCUACAAGUACUCCUUCUACGGCAUCAAUUCCCAUCAGUGCAUGGAGACGACCCCCUCGCUGUCGUGCUCCAACAAGUGCGUCUUCUGCUGGCGUCACGGCACGAAUCCUGUAGGAACGACGUGGCGCUGGGUCGUUGACCCGCCCGAGCUCAUUUUUGACGGCGUCAAGGCGAAUCACUACAAAAAGAUCAAGAUGCUCCGCGGCGUGCCCGGCGUCCGCGCCGAGCGGUUCGCCGAGGCCAUGCGCAUUCGGCACUGCGCCCUCUCCCUCGUCGGCGAGCCCAUCUUCUACCCCUAUAUCAACGAGUUUCUCGGCAUGCUCCACGCCGAGCGCAUCUCCUCCUUCCUGGUCUGCAAUGCGCAACACCCCGACCAACUCGCCGCCCUCAAGGCCGUGACCCAGCUGUAUGUGUCCAUCGACGCGUCGAACAAGGAGUCCCUCCGAAAGAUCGACCGCCCCCUGCACCGAGACUUUUGGGAGCGCUUCCAGCGGUGUCUCGACAUCCUCAGGGAGAAGCGCUUCAAGCACCGCACUGUCUUCCGACUGACCCUGGUCAAAGGCUUCAACGUCGACGACGAGGUCGAGGGGUAUGCGCAGCUCGUAGAGAAGGGUCUGCCCUGCUUCGUCGAGAUCAAGGGUGUCACCUACUGUGGCACCUCGACGGCGUCCAACGCCGGCCUAAGCAUGUCCAACGUCCCUUUCUACUGGGAGGUGCAGGAGUUCGUCACGGCGCUAGAGAAGAGGCUCAACGAAAAGGGUCUCAAAUACGGCAUCGCCGCGGAGCACGCCCACAGCUGCUGCAUCCUGCUGGCGAGCGAUCGAUUCUACGUCGAUGGGAAGUGGCACCCGCGAAUCGACUACCAGCGCUUCUUUGAACUUCUGGAGGAGCGGGGACCCGACGGAGACUGGAAGCCGGAGGAUUACAUGGGCGAGGCGACCCCUGAAUGGGCCACCUGGGGUAAUGGCGGUUUCGACCCCAGAGAUGACAGAGUUGACAGGAAGGGCAGGAAAAUUGAGGUCUAA
Messenger RNA from Colletotrichum orchidophilum, 2352 nucleotides. Its product is annotated as wyosine base formation. Gene Ontology annotation, biological process: wybutosine biosynthetic process. The record is from RefSeq and is a predicted model, not a curated record. Gene Ontology annotation, molecular function: FMN binding; catalytic activity; 4 iron, 4 sulfur cluster binding. The coding region runs from base 1 to 2352 and encodes 783 amino acids. The transcript is spliced from 2 exons. NCBI's taxonomy places the organism in Eukaryota, Fungi, Ascomycota, Sordariomycetes, Glomerellales, Glomerellaceae.